CUAGAUAGUGUUCUAGUUGGGUGCUUUUAAUCGGCGCACAAAAGGAUUUUACCGGAUGUUGAUGGAAUCACAUGUAACUGCUUUUCAGUAGUUCUGUUUCUUGUAGAUAUAGCAUGUAAACAAUUCAGCAAAAUUUUAUUUUACAUUAUUAAAUCAGAAUGUCCGCGUCGUUGAUCAGGAGAGGACUGGAGCUGCUGAAUGAUGAUAAUAAAGAUGUCAGUAAAGCAAAGAAGAAGAAGAAGACGAAGCAGCAGAAGCAGACUCCCAGCUUGGCCACAGUGAUGGAGCUGGUGAGCACCAAGCGGCAGGGGGUCAGGAAGCAGGUCAAACGUCUGCAGGGUCGCCUGGGUCCUGGCAAGAGUAAAGCUACUGUCAAAGACAAGAGGAUCAAGUCUGCAGUGGAGGAGUUCAGGAAGAAGCAGGGGAAGAGCCAGAUGAGCGCUAACCUCAAGUACUUUAUGGAAACUGGCUACAAAACAGCAGAUUCUGAAACUUUGAAGAUCCUGAGUCACAAUUCAGGGAGACAGUCCAGGAAUCACCCGGAACGACCUGCCAAGAAAUCCAAGGAGCCACAGUCAUUGUUCACUGAGGAGGAGUUCCAGCAGUUCCAGAAGGAAUACUUUGGCAGGACAGUCAAGGAGAAGAAAUAAAACGCACCCUAUCAGAAUGACCCUGCAGCAUCACAGGAGACACCAGGGCUGUCUUCUGUGGAUCAAAGUGGACUUCUGGAUCAGACUGUGUUUUGGAGGUUAGGUCCACCUCACAUGUCUCAACAGUGGAACAAGAAAUUGGUAUUAGAUCUUCAUACACACACAAGCAAAACUUGAUUUACCUGCCUGAGUAAUAACAUGCUGUAAUUCAUAAGAUCUACGUAGUGGACUGCAAACAUUUUGUGCUGGACUUUUAAUAUCAGAAGUUUCAUUCCAAAAUGUGCUGCUUGAAGGUCACAACUAAAUUAGAUUGCAUUUCAGAAUUUCUAAGAGGCAAUUCAUGCUUUGUGCAUCCGCAUGUCCAUUAAGGUCAGGUGAUGUAAUUUUCGUCAUCUUCCCAGUUCCAUGAGGGUCUGCGCAGACUUUGUGAGGACAUACACGUAUGGGCCAAAAGUUUGUGUCUGUGCAGACGGUCUGGACUGCAGAGCAAAUGUCCCCACCAUGCGUGUACCACUGUUUGGAAACUGUCAGUGUACAUGGACAAAAGGCAGACCUUCAGUUUGAACUAUGAAUAGAAACACUUGCGCACGUGUGUGUAUGCAUGAGAGUAUGUGCAAAGCAUGAAUUCCGCUUAAAGAUGACUUAUGACAGUUAUGUGCAGCUAGUAAUCAGUUUCAUUAGAGAAAGUGUGGCUUUUUCAAGCAGAACAUACAUAAUAGUGUAGUGAAGCUACAUUUCACCCCAUGUUUUCACAUUCUGGAAAUAAAACAUACAUUUGUGAAGAAAA
Molecule: messenger RNA, 1437 nt
Organism: Monopterus albus (swamp eel)
Lineage: Eukaryota; Metazoa; Chordata; Actinopteri; Synbranchiformes; Synbranchidae
Gene: rps19bp1
Product: ribosomal protein S19 binding protein 1
Exons: 4
Coding region: 159-650 (163 amino acids)
Cellular component (GO): nucleolus
Molecular function (GO): enzyme binding
Source: RefSeq, a predicted model, not a curated record